AUGGGCCAUGGGAACAACAAAUUACUUCUUCUCGCUAUAUUCAUGGGAAUUAUCAACUUUUCUCAAGCACAAAACUCGCCACAAGACUUUGUUAAUGCCCAUAAUCGAGCUCGAGCUCAGGUUGGUGUGGGGCCCAUGACAUGGGAUAGUCGUGUGGCUAGUUUCGCACAAAAUUAUGCCAAUCAAAGACGUGGUGACUGUCGGAUGGUGCACUCCCAAAACCGUCCCUAUGGUGAAAAUCUUGCCUCUGGUUCAGGGUUUGUCAUGACCGGUGUAGAUGCUGUGAACAUGUGGGUUGGCGAGAAGGCCAAUUAUGAUUAUAAUUCAAACACUUGUGCUCCGAACAAAGUGUGUGGGCAUUAUACUCAAGUUGUUUGGCGCAAUUCGGUUCGUCUUGGUUGUGCAAGAGUUCAAUGCAAUAAUGGUGCAUGGUUCGUGACGUGCAACUAUGAUCCCCCCGGCAACUAUGUUGGGCAAAAACCUUACUGA
This is a messenger RNA of Lactuca virosa, 489 nucleotides long. The record is from the annotation of a GenBank genome assembly. NCBI's taxonomy places the organism in Eukaryota, Viridiplantae, Streptophyta, Magnoliopsida, Asterales, Asteraceae.